GGCGGUGUUCGCCGCCUAUGCGCUGCUGCCGGUUGGCGCCCCCGUCGCUGCUGCUUUUGGCAUACUUCUGCCCACCGUUCAUACUAUAGCGGCGGCGCUCGUCGCUCAUCGGUUUCCAUACCACGUUUGGCAACAGAUGGUGGGCAACGUGGUGGUGUUUGUGUGCGUGAACGUUGUGGGCGCGCUGAUGCACUCGCUGAUGGAGACGGCCCAGCGGCGCGCAUUCCUCGAUACGAGGAACUGCAUCGCGGCCAGGCUUGACAUGGAGGAUGAAAAUGAGAAAUUGGAAAGAUUGCUACUGUCCGUACUGCCGCAACACGUGGCAAUGGAAAUGAAGAACGACAUCAUCUCGCCGGUCGAGGGCCAGUUUCACAAGAUAUACAUACAAAAACACGAGCAAGUCAGUAUAUUAUUCGCCGAUAUCGUGGGCUUCACGGUGCUUGCAUCACAGUGCAGUGCGCAGGAGCUUGUGAGGUUGCUGAAUGAACUUUUCGGCCGGUUUGAUCAACUUGCUAAUGAUAACCACUGUCUUCGUAUCAAAAUUCUGGGCGACUGUUAUUACUGCGUGUCUGGUUUACCCGAGCCGAGGUCUGACCACGCGCGGUGCACUGUUGAGAUGGGGCUGGACAUGAUUGAUGCCAUUGCGUCCGUGGUGGAAGCUACAGAUGUACAACUGAACAUGCGUGUGGGAAUUCACACCGGACGAGUGUUGUGCGGUGUACUCGGCCUCCGCAAAUGGCAGUACGACGUGUGGUCGAAUGACGUCACGCUUGCAAAUAACAUGGAGGCUGGCGGAGAACCGGGACGAGUGCACAUUACGCAAGCAACGUUGGAGUGUCUCGGUGGUGCGUACGAGGUGGAGCCGGGUCAUGGAGCCAGUCGCAACGCGUACCUUAGGGAUCAUUCGGUGCAAACAUACUUCAUUAUUCCCCCACCUAGACGGAGAAAAAUGUGUCUAUCAUCAAGCGUCGGUCUCGGCUCGGGGUCUCGUCGCAAGCUCUCCUUUAAAAAUGUCUCCAACGUCGUGGUACAGCUGUUACACUCAAUAAAGUUCAAUGUGGACGUGCCUUUUUCAAAUAUGGCUGCCUCACCACAGGAGCUCAAGGCCAAUGCAGCUAGGAAGAAUAAAGUAACGGAGAAAUUCAAACGGCCUCUGAAAAAGCGUCACUCGUCUGUGUACCAUCAGCCGACGAACCGCGUGAACAAGUACUUGGCGCAAGCCAUCGACGCCCGCUCCGUACACCGAGAGAAGGCCACGCACGUACAUCUCUUGACACUGUGCUUCAAAGAUGGAGCGAAGGAGGCACAGUACCGAGCGUCAACAGAUGGCGGCUGGGCGGGUUCUCUAGGCGCAGCGCUGGGGGCGUUAGCUGCGGCGGGUGCCCUACAAGCGGCGAUACUACCCCGCACCACGAUACUCCUGUUACUCUUCGUUACCGCUUUCGCUUGGUCAGCUGCAGUGCUAGCAUUGACUCUAGCCGCCAGGCUCAGGCUCAUACCGUGCGACGUGUCCCGCCCGUUUGCGCUGAGGAAUGCCAUCACCACCUUCACGAUUGUACUCGGGUAUGCGGUGGGCCAAGUGAAUGUGGUGACGUGUAGAGAAAUCGACGUUUGUCGCAACCUAACCGAGAAUGUGACGACCAUGGACGAGAUUCGUCACGCAAGUGGAGACAUAGCGGCUGCAUUGUGGAGUAGUAGUGACCACCGAGCAUGCCCCGUACCUCUUUAUAUCACCCUCGGUUGCUGCCUUAGCAUGCUGGCAGUCGCUGUGUUCCUCAGACUGCCUAUACUCGUCAAGGGGGUACUGUUGGCGGUCAUGACCGCCGGCUACAUGGCAGUCAUCAUGGCGUACCAUAAGGACUUGUUUGAUUGUUACGAUCUUAUGACUGAGCCUGGGCCGGUGGGUUCAGCGGCAACAGCUUGCGCGUGGACACUGGCGCUAGCACUUGCCGUGCUACUACACGCGCGGCAGACCGAGUGGACCGCGCGCCUCGACUUCCUCUGGCAGGCGCAGGCGCGUGACGAGAAGCGGGACAUGGACGCGCUGCAGGCAUCCAAUAGGCGGAUAUUAUUCAAUCUGCUCCCAGCACAUGUUGCGACGCAUUUUCUCGACAAUCAAUUCAGGACCAACAUGGAUCUUUAUCACCAGUCCUACCAGCGCGUGGGCGUUGUGUUCGCGUCUAUCACCAACUAUCACGAGUUCUAUAUGGAGCUCGACGGAAACAAUCAGGGCAUGGAAUGCCUUAGACUUCUCAACGAGAUUAUUGCUGAUUUUGAUGAGCUGUUGGGUGAAGACCGUUUCAGUGCAAUAGAUAAAAUUAAAACAGUGGGUUCAACAUACAUGGCGGCUGUUGGCCUGAUACCAGACAAGAAAAUGUCAGAUGAAGCCAAUUCUCGUAAGCACAUGGCUACCUUGGUCGAAUUUGUUUUCGCUAUGAGGGAUAAACUAAAAGAUAUCAACGAUAAUUCUUACAAUAACUUCAUGUUGCGAGUUGGAAUAAAUGUAGGACCUGUUGUAGCUGGGGUAAUCGGCGCCAGAAAACCACAAUAUGAUAUUUGGGGUAACACCGUCAACGUUGCCUCUCGUAUGGAUUCCACUGGUCUUCCGAAUCAUACACAAGUAACCGAAGAGGUUUAUCAUUUACUCAAAGAUAUGCCGUAUCAGUUUGUAUGCAGAGGGAAAGUGAAAGUAAAGGGAAAAGGCGAGAUGACCACAUAUUUUUUGACGGACAGAGCUCCAGCGAAUAGCACUGGAACUAAUCCAAGCUCGAAUGGAGCAACUCCUAACCCUCCAUCAGCAUAUGGUGGAGUGGCAACACCUUUAGCCAUGCUGCAAAAUUCGGCCAGGCGAGCUGCUGCCCAGCCGUCUAGGUUACCUCCCUUGAGAGAAACAUCAGUCGCCGCGGAAAAUGAACCCUUAUUACCGUCUAACGGACAUCAAAAUAACGGAAACAAUCAUAAGGGAAGUAAAGGUAGAAGAAAUAAAGAACCCGAGGAAACGCCACCUCCACCACCGCCUCACGGAAUAUCGGGGCAUCCUAGAUGGCCACCGCCCCGUGCCUUAGUUCCACCCUGGCCUCGACCGCAGGAACCUCGACCUCCUGCUGCUCAUAAACGAAGGCCACCACCUCGAUUGCCUAGACCGCGAUCUAGUGAAAGCUUACCACUUGCUCGCAGUCCGCGCGUACAUUCGUCUGCCGACGAACUCAGCUCUCUAACUAGAUCUCCAAGCCUCAGUUCCUCCGAUGAAAGUUAUUCGAGGACCACAGAUGCGUCUCCUUCGCCUCCGCGACCGACGCAGUGGCUGCCGCCAUCGAGACCUCAAAGAACAAAUCCUAGUCCUGCAUACGACUACCCACCUGUUAGAACGGCUAAACCCAUGCCGAACCACAUCAAUGAAUUGUAUGCUAAACAUAAAAUAAGUAAAAAGCCGUCUCUCGAUGAUAAAUUCCUCGAUGGCAGCAUUAACUUUCACAAGGAAGAGGAAAAAUUACAGAGGAGCAUAAUAAACAUGCUUCAGGCGUCUGCGAAACGCGACGGGUGCUGUCAAACGGACAAGAAAGACGUGUCGAGUCGUCGAACUAAUUCGUUCUCUAGUACGGGGAGUAGACCGAACAACCUGAAGCACUUGAACCAGGAUAGUAGGGAGGUGUUCACAAAACGAAGUCCGACAGACGUAGUUUGCGUGCCACCAUUUGAGAGAGAAAUUCAAAGGCUACUCGAUGAUAAGAAUCAUAUUAAAAACAACACGCAGAAAAUAGAAAGAAAAGAAUUAAAGCUGGAUCUGAGAAGUCAGCAUUCGUCAUUAGAGCCGGUGCGCAACUGUAACAACAAUAGCAGUCCACUGCACGCGGUGGGGCUGGCGGCCAUCACGCAGCUGGCGCGGCAGGACGGCGCCAGUCCCGCGCGGCCUGCCGGUCCGCCCGGUGCGGCUCCUCACGUCGCCUCACCACUGAGGCCGAUCGCCUCCGCAGACUUCCCCGGCGUGCUGCCCACCGAUGUCGUCGUGGAACUACCCUCGCCUACGCACAAUAGGGAACGUAACUCUAGUCCAUCCUGUAUACGUGAGGCAGAAGCGGCGACUUCUAAAGAGAAGCAAGAGAAAGAAAUUCAGGAGAGACUACAUAACCGGGUGACCACUUCGAAUCAUAGAGAAAUGGGCCUCUACGGUGAGAGUCAAUCCGAAUGGAGUUCGUCGUGUUCUGAGGGUGAAGGCGACGGGGAAGGUGGGCAGCCAGAGAGUACCGGCUACACGACCGACGACCCGGCGCUCGAGAACGUCUCGAUGUUGAACGAAGCGGGUCUUACAGACGCCGAGGCGGCCCUCAGCGACGUCAACUCGUGCUACUUCGACCGCGACGACGACGUGUCUUCGCGCGCUUCCUCCCGUCUGCUCGACUCCGAGGCACUAGUUUCCCUCGAGUCACUCAGCGCCAUCUACGACUCGGACGAACCAGCGCACAGGUACUUAGCGAACAUCCGUACCGUUACAGAAUCCAUUACGAGGAACUUCGGCCAACCCGCCCACGUCACCGACGGCGAGAGUGAUGUGUAGUGAUAAUGUCGUGUGAUACGGUACUUGUGAAUCGAACGGUUAUGAUUGAACCGUCGGAGCGAACGCCUGCAUAUACUCUCUGUACCCUUCGCUACGUUUCGAACAAUUUUCAUAUAUUGUGAUAACUAAGAAAUCUCGAAUAUGAGUGAGUAAUCAUGACAAAAGUUGCUAAUUUCAAUUUAUCUCGUUGUUUUAAAUUCUAAGUCUGGGGAGUUGUGGUAAUGAAAACUAUUAUUAGCUCUCUAAUUGAGAAGAGUGUAGGGAAUACUCAAUUCUGUUUUUGUGACUGGUUUGUUAUAAUUUUUAUUGGCAUAGUAUUUAAAUAAAGAAAAAUCAUCUUUGACUGUGUCGAUGUAAUCGCGAUCGUUAUGUCGAUAUUGCUGACGUGCCUAUUUGGUUUAAAUGAUUUGUAUUUGUAAAUUGUGUCAAUAUGUACCUAAGCAAAUAUAUAUAUAUUAAUUCUGUAUGAUAUUCAUGUACAGCCGAAGGUGCCAUGUGAUGGCUCAUGCAUCAUCUAGGAGUAUGAGAUGAUCUCUACAAUUAUAAGGUGCUCUGAAUUAGAAUUAUUUAAUGUUUGUCUUGUGAUAAUGGUAUAGGGACUUGUAUUCGAGCGACCAAUCUGUAGAAGUCGAGGUUAAGUAAUAAGGGCUGGUCCCGCUCCGUGAAUUUGUCUCAUGGUCUCUUGUUCAUAUUAUUUAAUGUUCGUAUAUUAAGGCAAAGGAAUUAUAAACAUUGUACUCUAAUUAUUAUUAAAUAAGUAUAAUUUUGCAUUUCGAUUUAUCUUUAUAAUACACAUUGUUACCGUAGACUGGAAGUUUGUAAUAUCUAAAUAUCUUCAUUAUCAAUCACGUAAUCUUGUUUAGUAUUAUAGGCGGAUGUCUAACAUGUUUAUAAUGUAUAAUUCAAUGAAUUCAUUCUACACACUCUCCGUUAACCCUCAAAAGUUAAACUGUCACUUAAUUUGAUUUGCAUCCUAGAUUUCCUAAAUGUAAUCUUACUUUAGUCCGCUUAGUGAGUGUACUGCUAUUGUUUCCUAACUACAUAAUAUGUAAAUCUAGUCAUUUGUCAAGUAUCACUCCUUUAUAGACAUGAUUUAUCCUGUAUGAGUAAUUAUUGUGCCAUUUGCAAGAUAUUAUUUCUUGUUUUCCUUGUCGUUUAUUAUUAUUCAGCUUCAAAUUGAAAUUAUUUCGAGUAUGAAUAUUAAUAAGAUUAUUCCCGGAUUCGCCUAAAACACAUUUUUUUUAAUUAGUAACAAUAUGUACUUACUUUUUUACAUUACUUUUUAAAUACAUAUUAAGUUUUUUUUUUUAUUUAUAACCGACUACAAAAAGAAAAUGUUUCCAAUGUAUUUUUUUGUUUCUAUAACAGAUGAUAUAUCUUCGUCAAUUGUGAAGUUAUUUCGAUAAUCCACUUUUAAUGGAAAGGCUGUGUUGAUACCAUACUAAUAUUAUAAAAAUGGAAGUCUAAUUUGUAAAAAUAUUACACUAUACACAGUUUAAUUUCCAUCACGUUUUAUUGAGGCCGAAUGGCGUUGAAACCACAUGGAGUGAUGCAUUAAACUACUCUAUCAACUACCUACUAGAGGAAACAUUUGGACAUUCCUUUUCAAUUAAAAUUCUUACUAUUGCUUUAAUGGAAUCUUCUUUUUGACUUUUUUAAAGUCGGUCAAAAAUAAAUAUUAAUAGUAGUAAGUAGAAAAUUUACCGUGAGACUUAAAAGUACAACCGGCGCCAAUAGCGAAUAUUUGUUGUAAAAUAUUCUGAUAUAGAAACAUAUUACUUUCAUCAAUGUACUUCUUCUAUAUAGGUUUGUGUCAAUUCAUAUAAUUAUAGUUAUUUUAGAGUAAGAUGUAAUCUAUUGGAAUUUAAAAAUUUUUGCUAUGAGGCACAUGUAACCUUUGGUCAAAUAAAUCAUAAUUCAAAACAAACAAAUUUGUGUAUAUGGAGUGAGGCAAGCGAACACGAAAAUUAUGUUAGUUGUAGGGCUGGGUGGUAUACAGCAAUAUCUAUAUAUUGGCCCAGUAACGAAUAUGUUAAAUGUCUGUUAUUCAAUAUUUAAUGUCGAAAUGAAAAACUUGAUCGAAAUUAUUAUAAAUAUCUGACUGAUACGGGCUAUAUUGGAAUGGAUAUUUACCUUUUUUUUGCCAUCAGUGUCUAAAAGAACCCAAUAUAUAGAUAUUGGAGCGGUACCAAUAUUACCCAUGCCUAGUUAGUUGGUCAUGGAAUAUUCCGUUUAAUUAUGUACUUAUAUUCUUAAUGAUUUUUUUUUUAUUUUUAUUCAAAAGUUUACCAUAGCAGUGUUAUGCUUACGAUUACUUGAAAAUUCUCUUCUGGCACAUUUGUAACAUUUCAUCGUAACUCUGUUCUUACUAUAUAUUUUUUCCUCACAUAGAAUUUCCACGCUUCAAGUCGACCAAUAAAAAAUAUACUAUUGACAUGAGUAUAGGAUAUUAUCAUUGUGUUUUUCAAUAUUUUAUAGACUUGUAUAUACUAGUGGCGAAUGCACACUCAAUCGAUAUCUAGGAAAUUGUUAAUCUUUGUAAAUAUUGUUAAUCAUCCUGUCAAGUGCUAUACUAUUUGGAAUACGUAGGUAUAUCACGCAGUAAAGAGAUAUAUAAUUAUUUUUCGAAGGAAUCCUCUUAUUUGCUAAUUUUAAUCCAUGUAUUUCGACUCAAUAUUUUUCUUAUUAAAUGUACUUACACAUAGUGCCAAAAUAAUUUAUGUAUUUGCUUGUUGUAAUCAAUAUUAUUCAUUAAUUCAACUAAAGUACACUAGAUUUUGAAAUAUCACCGGUUCUAGUGGCUGGAUAUAAUUAGAGACUACUGUGGAAAUAAUACAAAAUUUGAAAAAAUAGUUCCGUUAAUUUUAGUGUAACUGUAAACUUUGUAGACGAGUAGUUCAACAAUAACUAUUUGUCAGAUACUUAAAUAACAAUAGGGAACUAUAACAAAUAUCAUAAAUUGUAAUUCUGUUUGGUGUCUUACAUAAUGUUGAGUUGUAAUUGUACGUAGAAUGAUGCACACCAUUUGAAAUGUAUCUUUGAUAUUGAUUCCACUUUCUCAGUUACAAAAUACGAAUAUGUCUGUCAUUCAUGUUUAUAUAUAUAAUUAAUAAUGAUCAGUCAACGGCUACGUCGAACACUAAUUAUGGAACGUUUAUAUAUUGAACCCUUUUUUAGAUAUUUCGAUUGCGCAUUAUGUAGUAAAGUGUAUUGUGUAUUUUUAUUUAUUUAAAUUCAAUUAAGCAAUAUUACUUACAAAUUAAAAGUGGUUUACAUGACCUGUA
Molecule: messenger RNA, 7839 nt
Organism: Galleria mellonella (greater wax moth)
Lineage: Eukaryota; Metazoa; Arthropoda; Insecta; Lepidoptera; Pyralidae
Product: Ca(2+)/calmodulin-responsive adenylate cyclase-like
Exons: 19
Coding region: 137-4555 (1472 amino acids)
Biological process (GO): cAMP biosynthetic process; adenylate cyclase-activating G protein-coupled receptor signaling pathway; intracellular signal transduction
Cellular component (GO): plasma membrane
Molecular function (GO): adenylate cyclase activity
Source: RefSeq, a predicted model, not a curated record